Messenger RNA from Argentina anserina (silverweed cinquefoil), 1395 nucleotides. RefSeq lists its product as uncharacterized. The record is from RefSeq and is a predicted model, not a curated record. NCBI's taxonomy places the organism in Eukaryota, Viridiplantae, Streptophyta, Magnoliopsida, Rosales, Rosaceae. The coding region runs from base 138 to 1181 and encodes 347 amino acids. The transcript is spliced from 4 exons. Gene Ontology annotation, biological process: tRNA threonylcarbamoyladenosine modification. Gene Ontology annotation, cellular component: cytoplasm; EKC/KEOPS complex.
ACCUCUUAUCCCUAAACCCUCUCUCUCCGCCGAACCUCAGACAAGCAUUUCAUGGUCGCCAAUCGCUCCUUGCUUCUUUCCAUUUGAUUUCAGAUUCCUCCGACCACCGGGCGUGCCUGAAUUCUCCCACAAACAUUAUGAAGAGACUGAUUGCUUUAGGGUUUGAGGGUUCAGCAAACAAGAUCGGUGUUGGUGUUGUGACCUUAGAUGGCACUAUUUUGUCAAACCCACGCCACACAUACAUUACCCCUCCCGGGCAAGGUUUCCUUCCCCGAGAAACUGCACAGCACCAUCUCCAAUACGUUCUGCCGUUAGUCAAAUCUGCUUUGGAGACUGCACAAGUAACCCCUCAAGAGAUCGAUUGCCUUUGUUACACCAAGGGUCCUGGAAUGGGAGCACCACUACAAGUUGCUGCAAUUGUUGUCAGGGUUCUUUCACAGCUCUGGAAGAAGCCCAUUGUUGCAGUUAAUCAUUGUGUUGCACAUAUCGAGAUGGGAAGGAUUGUGACUGGUGCAGAUGAUCCUGUCGUGUUGUAUGUAAGUGGUGGGAACACACAGGUAAUUGCAUAUAGUGAAGGGAGGUAUCGAAUCUUUGGAGAGACCAUUGACAUUGCUGUUGGAAAUUGCUUGGACCGGUUUGCCAGGGUCUUAGAGCUAUCCAAUGAUCCAGCCCCUGGAUAUAACAUUGAGCAGCUUGCAAAGAAAGGGGAACAGUUUAUUGACCUCCCUUAUGCUGUCAAAGGGAUGGACGUGUCUUUUAGUGGAAUCUUAAGCUAUAUCGAAGCCACUGCUGUGGAGAAACUAAAAAACAACGAAUGCACCCCUGCAGACCUGUGCUACUCACUUCAGGAAAAUGUGUUUGCAAUGCUUGUUGAGAUAACAGAACGUGCAAUGGCACAUUGUGAUACAAGAGACGUACUUAUUGUUGGUGGUGUGGGUUGCAAUGAGCGCCUGCAAGAGAUGAUGAAAACCAUGUGUGCUGAACGGGGUGGAAGAUUGUUUGCAACUGAUGAUAGGUAUUGUAUUGAUAACGGGGCAAUGAUUGCUUACACUGGUCUUCUUGCUUUUGCUCAUGGAACAGCAACGCCAUUGGAGGAAUCAACUUUCACGCAACGGUUCCGGACUGAUGAAGUGGAAGCAAUCUGGAGACUGAAAGAGGAGUCGGCAAGAGUUAACGGGUAAUGGGAGUAGCUAAUUCUGGUAGUUCUUGAGGUAUGCUAUAAAUCGAGCAUCAAUGUUGAAUUAUUUGGCUCAAUAGUUUGGUCGUGAUCAUGUUUGCGAAGCAUGGUGCUUGUCUUUAUGGUGUAUGUACCUAACUGAAGUAAAUUGGUACUCUUCACUUCACAAAGGUCUCAGACUUUUUCCUCAGUUUUUGUAAUAUAAUAUUUUGAUAAUG